UUUGAAUACAAAUUACACCACCGACAACUCACGGCGUCAUAUAAACGUCACAUGGUUACCGUUACCGCCUUAGAGCGCGACCUCUCUUCUCAUACAAAGAGAAUCCUUCCUCUCUGUGUAUCGAAUAAUUGCUCACACCUUCUAGUUGACAUUCAUUUUCUACAAAUUCCCAAAAUUCCAAUCCAAAAAAGUUAAGCCCUAAGACCCAAAAUCCAAGAAAACCCUAAUACAAAAACUCUUUCAAUUCGUUCACUGAGAUUUUGCUUUCGCUAACUAUGGGGUUUAGAUUCCAGAAUCUCAACCCAGUAUACAGGAUUUGCAUGACAAGGCUUUCUUCGCACACCCACAAAACUUCUGAAAUUCAAUUCCUCAAUUCCCGUUUUGUAGACCCUUCUUUGGUUCAUUCUCAGAACCCCAUUUACGUUAUACCCAGAAGGUGGCACUUGGGUCAUUCCCACCAUGAUGGCCACCAUAGUCAUCAUAUUUCUGGCAAGGAGGGAGAGAACAUAUUCAGGCUGGGUCUGGCUUCCGAUAUUGCAUUGGCUACUGGGAAAGCUUUGACUGGAUAUUUGUCUGGAAGUACCGCAAUCAUUGCUGAUGCAGCUCAUUCCGUGUCCGAUGUGGUUCUCAGUGGCAUCGCUUUGUGGUCAUUUAAAGCUGCAAAAGCUCCUAAAGACAAAGAACACCCAUAUGGACAUGGUAAGUUUGAGACCUUAGGAGCCCUCGGAAUCUCUUCUAUGCUUUUGGUAACUGCUGGUGGUAUUGCAUGGCAUGCUAUAGACCUUUUGCUGGGAUUGAUGUCAGCUGAUCCUCAAACAUUUAUUCAGUCUUUGACACAUGAGCAUGGGCAUAGCCAUCAUCAUGGUGGACACCACCAUGGAAUUGACAUGAAUCACCCCAUUCUAGCGUUGAAUAUGACUAUUCUAUCAAUAUCUAUAAAAGAAGGGCUUUACUGGAUAACAAAACGAGCUGGGGAAAGGCAAAGUAGUGGGCUGAUGAUAGCAAAUGCUUGGCAUCAUCGUGCAGAUGCCAUUUCAUCAAUAGUUGCUCUUAUUGGGGUUGGAGGCUCUAUUCUUGGAAUGAAGUUUUUAGAUCCCCUAGCUGGGCUUCUUGUCUCGGGCAUGAUCCUGAAAGUGGGUCUUGAAACUGGAUACCACAGUGUCCUGGAACUUGUGGAUGCUGCAAUCCCAUCAAAACAGUUGGACCCUGUUAAACAAACAAUACUACAAGUUGAAGGUGUCAAGGGAUGCAAUCACUUGAGGGGGAGGAGAGCUGGUUCAUCUUUACAUGUUGAUGUAAAUAUUGAGGUUGAUCCUUUCUGUAGUGUUAGUGCUGCACAUGAGAUUGGAGAAAAUGUUCGGAAUCAAAUCCACAAAUCACAUCCUGAAGUGGCGGAAGUUUUCAUACACAUAGAUCCUGCAAUUUCACAAGUUUUCCCAAGUGUAAUGGACCAGCAAGAAAGUGCAGCUGAGACUGUGUGCCAAAAAAAUUUUCGCGCAGAGGAUAAUGGCAUUGAAGAAUUUGUUUCCCGCACCAUCCUCUCAAAGUUUCAAGAGAAAAUGGUUGUUGAGCGCAUAACACACCAUUUAUUGCAAGGAAAGAUGCUACUCCAAAUUGAGGUUUCUAUGCCUCCAAACGUGUUAAUUCGAGAUGCAAUGGAGGUGGCUAAAAUGGCAGAAGAGGAGAUUUUGAAAACGGCUUCUAAUGUAAUUCAUGUCAGCAUUCAGCUUCGUUUGGGGAAUCCAAUCUCACAACCAAAUCAUCACUAGCAUCAACGGCAAAGUGCUUUAUCAAGGUGGUUUCUUUGAUCAAUUACAGACACAGACGCAGCCUAGGCACCCAGAGAAAAUGUACAACAAAGAGAUGAUGGUCCCAAGUUUUUCGCUCGACUAAUACCUACUCUGCUGAAAAGUAAUCUUGUCUUAGAUACAGAAAACUCUCUUUUGAAGUGGAUAGAUUGAGACGGCGUUCUUGGCUGAAAAUUGACCAGUUACUAUAGUUUGUACAUCUUUUUUUUUUUUUUUUGGGACAAAAUUGUUUAUACAAUCUUAAAAGAGAAUAAUUAUAGAAUGACAAACUGAUUUGAUUGCCCAAUCAGCUUCAUUAUUAUUA
This is a messenger RNA of Ziziphus jujuba (common jujube), 2112 nucleotides long. Its product is annotated as metal tolerance protein 2. Lineage: Eukaryota; Viridiplantae; Streptophyta; Magnoliopsida; Rosales; Rhamnaceae. Gene Ontology annotation, molecular function: monoatomic cation transmembrane transporter activity. The coding region runs from base 276 to 1769 and encodes 497 amino acids. The record is from RefSeq and is a predicted model, not a curated record. Gene Ontology annotation, biological process: transmembrane transport; monoatomic cation transport. The transcript is spliced from 12 exons. Gene Ontology annotation, cellular component: membrane.